AUGGUGACUCAAACGACUGUUUUGGCUGUGACGGAUGAUGUCGUGUUGAACGUUAGCUCUGUUCUAACUAUAAUGAAAGAGCUCGGAAAGGAAGGGAUUGGAUGUUGUGAUCCUAUAGUUAUUACUCAAGCAUCCACAAUAAGUCAGGUUCCUUUGGAGUCUUCUUCAGUGGACACGGUUCUAACCAAUUAUGUUUCCAAACUUCAGCUUAUCCGUUGGGCUAACAUUAAGGAUGGAAGAUCUUCAUACUACUUAACUAUUACGGCAAAGAAGUCUUCAUGGAAGAUUGGUUCAUCAUUUGCUCUGAAAAAGCCUUCAAAAACUCUCUUGAAGGUUAAUCUAGACGAUGACUUGGAUCUUAUAGAUGAAGAUUCUCUUCUGACAGAUGAGGAAUUGAAGAAGCCACAACUUCCUGCUAGUAAGUGA
Molecule: messenger RNA, 426 nt
Organism: Brassica rapa (field mustard)
Lineage: Eukaryota; Viridiplantae; Streptophyta; Magnoliopsida; Brassicales; Brassicaceae
Product: anamorsin homolog
Biological process (GO): iron-sulfur cluster assembly
Cellular component (GO): cytoplasm
Molecular function (GO): iron-sulfur cluster binding
Source: RefSeq, a predicted model, not a curated record